ACUCUGACCCUUUUUUAUUUUAUUUUAUUUAUUUUUUAUUUAUAAUCCGAAUGCACCUCUCUCUCUCUCUCUAUGGUGAACACGCCGUCAAUCUUCAUUGUGGAUCUCAUCCUCUAGCAACUGCUACGUCGGGGAAUUCGUGCCCCUCGGUCCUGCAUCUUCCUCAUCGAAUUCGGUUCAUGCUUGCAGCCGUCGAUCUCAUCCUCGAGCCACAUCGUAUCAUGCAGCCGUCGAUCUACAUCAUGCUUGCAGCCGUCGAUCUCAUCCUCGAGCCACUUCGGCCCUUCUCUCUCGCUCUCUCUCACACACAAGUUCACUGCCUUUCCUAUCGGCGUCGGAACAAGCUUCACGGGUGGAUUUUGGUUCGGCCCUAUCAAUUAGGCCGACUGACACCAGAGGGAGUGUUUGGUUUGGUGACCAUGGGAAGCCGGAAAUUGAUAUCGAGACCCCUUUCACGCCAAAUUAAAACUAAACCGGUCAGUUUAUCUAAUUUUUUUAACGCUUUACCAAACACUAAUUUUUUUUUUCCCUCUCUCCCCCACUUCAAAAGACGAUCAAACGAAAAAAAAACAGACUUCACAUUUUAUAACAUUUCAAACAAUUUAGGGGGGAAAAACCAGACUAGAACGUUUCAAAGUCUUUUCUUUAGGGUUUUCAGAUCUUCCAGAAGGGGAAGAGACCAGUUCAAAGACUUACCAAGUCUUUUCUUGAGGGUUUUCCGAUCGCAAGAAGGGGAAGAGACUACUUCAAAGACUAAUUCAAAAUGGAUCCUGCCAUGCAGGAUAGAUGUUUUCAAAACACCCUUAUAAAUUGUAUAAUAGAAGAUGGAGACGCUGUACAGUUGUCUUCACUGUUGAGGAAUAAUGACAGUGAGUGGGCUUCCAGUCUCAGACUCGAUAAAAAAAUUUGGAAGAUUUGGAACAAGAAGCAUGGAAUAAGCAGCAGAUUUGUUAAGUUUGACCUAAAUUUGUUCCAAACUAUCGCCUUUCGCGGAUAUCGCCACAUUUCCAAAUUUCGAUUAUACAUUCCCCCCUUGUAUUUGAGAGAACAUAAGAUUUCCGUCAAUCUUAUCAUUGCCAGCAUUUUGAGAAGAGAAGUGAAGGAACUUAUCGUUGAGACCGACGGUGACGUCCUGUAUCGAAUGCCUUAUAGUUUUGCUGACAUCGGUUCAGGACUCAUUUAUCUGAGUCUUUCACGUUGUUCAUUCAUUACUGGAUGCAAUUUUCUGAGAUUGCUGAGUCUUCAGUUGGAAGACGUAUUUUUUAAUCCGAAACCAAAUAGAAGAUUUGGAUUUAGUGCCCCACUUUUGAAGAAUUUGGUUUUGAACAAUUGCGAUGGCAUUGCUGAUGUUGACUUCUAUCUGCCAGAAGUUGAGUCUCUAGAUAUUUUGGGGACUGCGCAUGACGUUAAGAAGAUAAUUGGGAAUAUACUAAAGUUAAAACAGGCUACUAUCGGACUGUCAUUGCAACUACCUGUGUGGCCGGCGCACCUCGGUCAUUUGGCCAAGGUUGAGGAAUUGACUCUGGAUGGGAAUUUUCUGAAGCAUUUGAUAGAUCCAAGCGAAUUUCAUAUUUCCAACCCGGUUCUAAAGACUCUAGAACUUAACCUCCUAAGGAGGUUCCAUCUGCAAGAACUGAGUUUGCAAGACAUGGAUCAAAAAAAAGCUGCGCUUGCCUUGCUCAGAGUUUCUCCAAAUUUGGAGAGUAUGAGCAUAUCAAUAAAACAGGAGGACGAUUCUAUCAGAAAGCUGUACUUUGUGAAGCCAUCUAUGAUGCAACAAGAGCUUCUGUCCCUAUAUAUACAAGGGAUGUACCCUGGCCUUAACAGAGGCAAUCAGCAGAUAGUGACCGAACAAAGUUCGAGUUUGACCCCCAGUCGUCACAAUAAAACUGGGCACAGUGGUCUGACAAACGUUGGGACACUAACGGUCCAUGCCGAGGAAACUGUCGGUUCAAAGAAUGCUGUUGAGAUGGCAUUCCAUUGUUCCAACUUGGAAAACAAGGACCUAAUUUCCAGAAGUAGUGAUCCUAUGGCAGUAGUAUAUGAAAAGAAAAGAGAUGGAACCUUAGAGGAAAUUGGCCGUACGGAAGUGAUAAUGGAUCCUGCUUGGAUAGGAAAAAUUAAUGUUUCGUAUCAGUUUGAGAUUGUUCAGCCUCUGAUCUUUCGUGUGUACGAUGUGGAUACGAAAUACCACAAUUUACCAGUGAAGAUGCUGAAGUUGGAAGAACAAGAAUUUCUUGGCGAAGCCAGUUGUGUAGUAUCUGAGAUAUUGACUAAACAAAGUCGGAGUUUGACCCUUCGCCUUCACAAUAAAAAUAGGCGCAGUAGUCUGAAAAACUUGGGGACACUAACUGUCCAUGCAGAGGAAACUGCCGGUUCAAGAAAUGCUGUAGAGAUGACAUUCCAUUGUUCCAACUUGGAUAACAAGGACCUAUUUUCGAAAUGCGAUCCUUUCUUGAGUGUAUCUAGGAUUGUUGAGACUGGUAUUACUGUUCCAAUUUACAAGACAGAAGUCGUGAAUAACAACUUGAAUCCAAUUAGGAAGCCUCUAUGUCUCACAAUCCAGCAAUUUGGGAGCAAGGAUAAUCCAUUAGUUAUUGAGUGCUUUGAUUUCAAUAGCAGUGGCAAUCAUGUACUGAUCGGUAAAAUGCAGAAAUCAGUGAAGGAUCUUGAAAAACUUCACAAAGAAAAGAUUGGUGCAAAUUUUAUCAUACCAUCUGCUCGCCAGGGUCAUGAAAAGGUUCUGAAGGGCCAACUGUUUGUUUAUGGCUUCCUUGAAAAGGAACUGCACAGUUUUAUCGAUUACAUUUCUAGUGGCUUUCAACUCAACUUUAUGGUUGCGGUUGAUUUUACCGCUUCAAAUGGAAAUCCUCGCAGUGUAAGUUCUUUGCACUACAUUGAUCCUUCAGGCCAGUUGAAUGAUUACCAGCAGGCUAUAACGGAGGUAGGGGAGGUCAUACAAUUCUAUGAUUCUAACAGGCGAUUUGCAGCUUGGGGCUUUGGAGGAAGGACGUUUGAUGGUUCAGUAUCUCACUGCUUUAACUUGAGCAGCACAGGUGGCUUUGAGGUUGAAGGAGUUGAAGGUAUAUUGUCUGCUUAUUUAAGUGCUCUACACAAUGUUGCUCUUGCUGGACCCACCUUAUUUGGUCCGGUUAUCAACAAGGCUGCAGAAAUUGCUGGGCAUUCCUUCUCAUACAACAAGAGCAAGUACUUUGUCUUGCUGAUUAUAACGGAUGGAGUCCUUACUGAUCUUCAGGAAACUAAAGAUGCUUUAGUGAGAGCAUCCAACCUACCACUUUCAAUUCUUAUUGUUGGAGUGGGUGGUGCAGAUUUCGAAAAAAUGGAGAUCCUAGAUGCUGAUGGUCGACAAAGAUUAGAGAGUUCCACAAGAAGGAUAGCUACACGAGACAUUGUACAAUUUGUUCCGAUGCGUGAUGUGCAUGGUGGAUUCAAAGGUGGUCUUGGUUAUUAAUACCAAAUAGUGCAGUUGUGAGGGGUUCAAGAUCAAAUUUUGAUGUUCAUUGGGUAUUUCUGUUACAAUCUCACUCUAAUGAAUACAUUUAUUAUGUUAGGAGCAGAUUACUGGUUCAGCUGAGCUUAGUUGCUUCAAGCUUGGCUUGUCCCAGCAAGCCGCCUUUGAUGCUUUGAGCCUUUUGGUUGUUUAACCUGGAAGAAGCUAAUGUGAAAAUGGAUUAGGAGACAUGAUUCAUGCAUGAUUCUAAUUGAUUGGAAUUGAGAAAUAAGUUUUCCCAACAGUUCAGAGAGUGAUUUUGAUGGAAACAUCAACGGUGAUGGUGGGCAGACUUCCAAGGCACUUACUGCUAAUUGCCGUGCGCAAUUUGUAGCUCUUAAGUUGGUGUUGAAAGAAAUAGCUAGGUUGGAGAACUAGACUACCAAUCAAUAGUGCAGUGCUGCCUUGUUAUGACAUGACUAGGAAAUCUAUAUUUUGCUUUUAGCAGUAACACUUAAUGUUGUCUUGAGCCUGAAUAGGGUUCUGCUAAUGCACACUCUUGAACCUGAUGUAAACCUAGCAAUUUUCAAAAGGCAGUUUGUGUACGAAUUAAUUAUAUGUGAAACUAUCCUCCUUCUGUUUUGUUAUAGUUUUCAUCUUUUGCUUUUCUAUUUCACUGUAAAUAAAAAA
This is a messenger RNA of Cornus florida, 4141 nucleotides long. Its product is annotated as protein BONZAI 3-like. The record is from RefSeq and is a predicted model, not a curated record. Gene Ontology annotation, biological process: cellular response to calcium ion. NCBI's taxonomy places the organism in Eukaryota, Viridiplantae, Streptophyta, Magnoliopsida, Cornales, Cornaceae. The transcript has 19 exons. Bases 764 to 3472 code for a protein of 902 amino acids. Gene Ontology annotation, molecular function: calcium-dependent phospholipid binding. Gene Ontology annotation, cellular component: plasma membrane.